Molecule: messenger RNA, 743 nt
Organism: Klebsormidium nitens
Lineage: Eukaryota; Viridiplantae; Streptophyta; Klebsormidiophyceae; Klebsormidiales; Klebsormidiaceae
Source: the annotation of a GenBank genome assembly
AUGGCAAGCUCCAGUGCAGCUAGGUGCGCAGCUGUGUCCAACUGCGGUGUGAGGCCCAAACACGGGACCAAUCAGAGGAGGAGAGUUGAUGUCAGUAUAGUUCAUACUAAAGCUUUGGGAAGGGGGAGACAACUGAGAGAGGUGCGGAGUCGUAUCCGCUGUGCUGCCAGCAAUCAUGGGGAGGGAGCAGAAAGUUCUCCCGACGAGUUUGACAUCAAGAGACUGGAAAGUUACACAGAGCUUGUCCCUGGGGAGGUGCUUUCUGUGAGGGCGGAAGUUGAUGGCGAGGAUGAUGAGGUGAUCAUCUUCAAGGGAUUUUCGUCAUCGUUGAUGAGACCGACUGCUACCGAUCCUGGGGAGCCAGUUCUUCCAAAAAGCGCAAAAGUAAGCGGAAUUGAUCGGAUAAAGGCACCUUACAAGCCAGCAAACAUUGUAUAUAUGGAACAAGACGUGAGUUGGCAAGAUUUCCAAGAAAGGCUAGACAAGGCGGGGCUUUGAGAAAGUACGUUGCGGCAGAUUAUUAUGUCUGUGGCCGGCCAUCAUUGAUAUCUGACCGCGACACAAAGAGUUGCAGACAUGGCAGGUGGUGCCAGGCUAAGCUCACGUGGAGGCGGCACAACUGUCAAGCUUGGUAUUUCAUUUAGCAAUUCUACUGGCACGGUGUUGCUUCAAGCACGCCCGAGCGAUUGCAGACGGAAUGAUGGUAUUGCGUGUUUAUCAAUUGUUACGAACCUGCCUUCAGC